AAUUGUUAUUAGUUGGUGAAUGACUGGAGAGUAGUACGAUAAGAUCAUGGAACUAACAUAAAUUCACUAAUUUUCUUCCUCUAAUUGUCAUUUAUUUUGCAAUAAUCUUUGAAAUGAAAAUUUUUUCAUUUUGCACUUGGUUAUUCUUUAUUUUGUUUGUUGAAUGUAGUAACUCCACGUGUGGGGAUCAUCAUGGGUUCUGAUUCAGAUCUUCCUAUUAUGAAGAGUGCUGCUGAGUUCUUGGAGAUGUUUGAUGUUCCUCAUGAGGUAAGAAUAGUGUCAGCUCAUCGAACUCCAGAACUAAUGUUUUCUUAUGCCUCCUCUGCUCAUGAACGGGGCAUACAAGUUAUUAUUGUUGGCGCUGGUGGCGCAGCUCACUUGCCCGGUAUGGUUGCUGCUCUUACUCCCCUGCCUGUCGUAGGUGUUCCUGUGCGUGCUUCAACCCUAGAUGGAAUAGAUUCACUCUUGUCAAUUGUCCAGAUGCCGAGAGGUGUCCCUGUCGCCAAGAUCAUAUGGUUAAAUUGGGUCAAGAUCAUAUUAUUUUUUCCCAAAUUUUUGUAA
Messenger RNA from Arachis ipaensis, 561 nucleotides. The record is from RefSeq and is a predicted model, not a curated record. Lineage: Eukaryota; Viridiplantae; Streptophyta; Magnoliopsida; Fabales; Fabaceae.